Messenger RNA from Phyllopteryx taeniolatus (common seadragon), 5501 nucleotides. It is a transcript of the gene snx27a, whose product is annotated as sorting nexin 27a. The transcript is spliced from 13 exons. Gene Ontology annotation, biological process: signal transduction; intracellular protein transport. The coding region runs from base 3 to 1703 and encodes 566 amino acids. Gene Ontology annotation, molecular function: phosphatidylinositol-3-phosphate binding; protein binding. Gene Ontology annotation, cellular component: early endosome. The record is from RefSeq and is a predicted model, not a curated record. Lineage: Eukaryota; Metazoa; Chordata; Actinopteri; Syngnathiformes; Syngnathidae.
AGAUGGCGGAUGUAGAGAGCGAUGAAACGCGGGCGGCUCUCCCUUCGGCAUCCCACCACAACGGCCCGGUGGCGGCGACCGCACCGGCGGCGGGCACCGCGGGCCUCAGCCCGGCUACUGUGACGUCGGGUCCGCGGAUGGUGCGGAUAGUCAAGUCCGAGUCGGGCUACGGCUUCAACGUCCGCGGGCAGGUCAGCGAAGGCGGCCAGCUGCGGAGCAUCAACGGGGAACUGUACGCUCCUCUCCAGCACGUCAGCGCCGUGCUGCCCGGCGGGGCUGCGGACCGGGCGGGCAUCGCGAAGGGCGACCGGAUCCUGGAGGUCAACGGCGUGAGCGUGGAGGGCGCCACCCACAAGCAGGUGGUGGACCUGAUCCGCACGGGCGAGAAGGAGCUGGUCCUGGCCGUGCUGUCGGUCCCGCCGCAGGAGGCCGACGGCCUGGAGGGCGGCGACGACGUCCAGCCCAACUACGACUACGGCGACAAGCAGGCCGUGCCCAUCUCCAUCCCCACGUACAAGCACGUGGAGCAGCACUCCGAAAGGUUUGUGGUAUACAACGUGUACAUGUCGGGCCGGCAGCUGUGCUCCAAGCGCUACCGGGAGUUCGCCAUCCUCCACCAGAACCUGAAGCGCGAGUUCUCCAACUUCAGCUUCCCCAAGCUGCCCGGCAAGUGGCCCUUCUCGCUGUCCGAGCAGCAGCUGGAUGCCCGCCGCCGCGGACUGGAGGAAUACCUGGAGCGAGUUUGUUCUGUAAGGGUGAUCGGGGAGAGUGACAUCAUGCAGGAGUUUCUCUCGGAAUCAGACGAGAACUACAACGGCGUGACAGACGUGGAGCUGCGAGUGGCGCUGCCCGACAAGACCGCCAUCUCCGUCAGGGUGCGCAAGAACAGCACCACGGACCAAGUUUACCAGGCGUUGGUGGUGAAGGUUGGAAUGGACAGUAUUAUGGCCAGCUACUUUGCACUGUUCGAAGUGAUCAAUCACACAUUUGUGCGAAAGCUGGCGCCCAACGAGUUCCCGCACAAGCUUUACGUGCAGAACUACACUUCGGCCGUGCCGGGCACUUGCUUGUCGCUGCGCAAGUGGCUGUUCAGCUUCCAGGAGGAGGAGCUGCUCCGAGACAACCCGCUGGCGCUGCACUACUGCUUUCACCAGGCACUGGAUGAUGUGAAGAAGGGAUUCAUAAAAACAGAGGACAAAUCCUACCAGCUGCAGAAGCUGGCAGAGCAGCGCAAGAUGGCCACGUACCUGAGCCAGCUGCGCUCGUGCGAGGGCUACAACGAGGUGGCUUUCCCGCACUGUUCCUGCGACUCCCGGAGGAAGGGCCACGUCGUGACGGCCAUCGGCAUCCAUCACUUCAAGCUGCACGCCUGCACCGAGGACGGCACGCUGGAGAACCAGGUGAUCGCAUUUGAGUGGGGCGAGAUGCAGCGCUGGGACACGGACGAGGAGGGCAUGGCCUUCUGCUUCGAGUACGCCCGAGGGGAGAAGAAGCCUCGCUGGGUCAAGAUCUUCACUCCAUACUUCAACUACAUGCACGAGUGCUUCGAGCGGGUCUUUUGUGAGCUCAAGUGGAGGAAGCAGGUUGAGGAAGAGGCUUCUGAUAAAGACAACAAAAACUGCAGCAACAACGAGUAUCUGCCGCCUAUGGAGACGCAGCAGAAGGGAUGGCGCCACCUAGGGGGAGAGAUCGCCACAUCCUAAACAGACGCAAAGCCGCAAACCCGUCCCACACCGAACUGUUCCACUCGCAUCGUCACACCCACCCCCGAGAGCGCGCCCGUCGAUCACACCAGGUCUCGCGAGACGGGCAGACGCAGUCGGCACCCCCCGGCGAAAGAUCAAACUGGGAUUUUUUAAAUUUUUUUUGCAGGAGGGGGCAGGAAUAUAUGAAUAUGUCACACAUUAAGCCAGGGAUACGUACCAAGGCGAGCGAUGAAGGGAAGCCUGCUUUCAUUUCAUUCCAUCGGAUCUCCAUACUGUGUGUCUGUGAGACGCUUCCCCGGCAUACGAGCCGCCAACACGUUCGUUGGGAGCACGUGCCGGAAACGGGACUUCGGAGGGCGGGCGAUUUGAUACGCUCGGCCUGGAGCGAGCCCACGGCCAACUCAGCAAAAGGGACAGUAAAUGGACUAAGGGACGGCGGAGAGAAAAAUAAAUGGCGUGUUUUCGCUACCGAAAGAUGCAAAGUCUGAUGCUGGACACGAACAAAAAAGUUUUCUAUUAGUGGGGUCUGUUUUUUGUUGUUUGCUGUUGUUUUUGUCCGAAAACACACGUGAGACAAAAUGUAACUGUUCUAAUUGUGUGUACGUUUAACAAGCCUUUUUUCCUGAUCAAAUAUAGAUUAAUAUAAGAGCUAUAAUAAUUGAUUUAUUGGUUUAACCUCAAUCGUAUGGAAAGACUUUUGAGCAUUUAUUUGAUAAACUUGAUGUCCUGCUUACGGUCCAUGUAGUAGUAUGCUAUUUUUCCUCACUAUUUGGACAAUUCAGCAUCCUAGUAGAACAACUGUGUCUUACUAGUAACGUUUUUUCCAUGACUAGUGCCCCUUUUGGCCUACUAGUGCACAUUGAAUCUUAGUGGUAAACUACUGUCCCGCACAACUGGGCUCAACUUUCACUUGUAAAGCGCUUUGCUAACUUAAAGGUACUCAAAGCACUUUAAACUAGUAGUCAUGUGUCAUGCACUAGUAGCCUCCAGGAUUCUACUAGCACCAAAAUGCCCCCUGAAUAGUUUUGCCUCAGUUGUAACGUAGUUAUCCAGAAAAGUCACACCAUAGUGGAAAAAUUGUUAAAUGGAAGACAGUCGGUCGAGUGUGGUGAAUUGUCUUACUAGUGAGGACCGAGAGCUUACUAGUACACAGAUCUUAAGAUAGAUAUGAAGCAAAUCAAAUCAAUGCUCAAAUGUCUCCGUUUGUUGUGUUCAGGCAAAACAGUGACGUGUUAGGUCCUGCAGUUCUCUAAAUGGACAAUAGAGGGCAGCAGGUGCCAGUGUGCGAAUGUGACCCGCCGGGCCAGUGGCGAGUUGGUGGCAACAUUAACCAGGAAGUGUGUACGAGCGUGUCUAACUAACUGGGCAGUGACAGCCUGCUGUCGCGUUCAUUUGCCGCAGUAUUAGUCGGUUUUUUUUUCUUCGAAUUUUGUAUUCUUUUUUUUUUUUUUUUAAGUACAUCUUGCACUAACCUGAAUAGUUGAGGUUAUUCCACACGAAAGGGCUGGAUGUCAUGGUUCAGCCAACUUUGUGAGUGCAGGUUUGACCACUUUGUCGAUUUGUUGGGUGAGUGAUGACGAAAGAGGUGUUGUGUAUGAUUGUUGAUAUCUUUUUAUUUAUUUAUUUUGUUUUUUUUUGGGGGGGGGGGGGGGCAUGGCACAUUUCUCUUGGUUUUCUGUCGCUUGACAACAUUGCAAUGUGCGUCGGCGUCAGGAUUAUGUUUUGCAGCCUCUGAACACGAGCACCUGUGACUUGGCAGCCUUGGAAUUGCUUGUUUUGCUGUUAAAGUGGCCCGGCGUGAACUCAACUGCAGAGGACCACGCGUACAUUCGGGGCGAGGAGCUUAGAAUUGGAUUCUCUACUACAGCUUCAGUAUAUUGAAUGGUGCUCGGUUGCGUUUGUCUGUAAACGUCAGCUUUACAGAUGCCACAUCUACCCUGCAGGGCUUGUGCUGACGACGUCUGCCGCGACUCACGUUGCUCUCAGAUCGGAUCAUGGUGGUUUAUUUCCUUCAAGGGCAAUUGGGAGGCAUUUAUUUGAGAGCAAGCAGAGCGGCGGCCUCCAUUUGAGGAGAUACGUUCAUUUAGAAGAUGGAUGAACCCUUUUUCUUUUUUUUCCUUUCCCCCUUUUUUUUUGAUCUUGUGCCGAGAGACCGAGCGCGGUUGCUUGUCUGCGCCCUCCCCCUUCUCUUCAGGUUGCGAUGUGGUUGCCACGGCAGCACCAUCGCCGACUCCACACGCCGCUGUUUUCUCUUUCCGUCCUGGCAAAUUGGCUCAAUCCUCCCACGUGAUGGAGACCCGGCUUUUUGUGAAUGUCACCGUGUUCGGUUGCUUGCGAGCGGAGGGAGAUGACAUGAAUGUUAAAGAGCACGCCUGAUAUCGUGUGCCAAGAUAGCGAGAGCAUUUCCUCAAAAAACAAAAAUAAAUGCCUAAAUAGAAGCCACAACUCAAUUAGUUGCUGAGUGCGUCAUCCUAAAAUGGACGCCUGAGUUCUCCCAUCUGAAAAGAGAAGAUAGUAUGUGGCAGCAUGGUAGAAUUGCGUUUGGCACGUCUGCGUCACAGUUCUCAAGUUUGGGGUUUGAAUUUGUUUUCCCGCUUCCUCCCACUUUCCAAAAACACGCUUUGAAGACUAAAUUGUCAACCGGUGCAAAUGUGAGUGUGAACGGUCGUUUGUCUCUCUCGUAAACGAGUUCCCGCCCUACGAAAACCGAAGAUGAUCUUCCGGAGACCAUCUGCAGUUGCGUCAAGCCCGGGCCACUAUUUUUUUUUUCUUUUUGUUCGUAAAUGCGAACUUUGCGUCUUUGUUUGUAGCAGUUGCUUGUUACUAACCAAUAAUCGAAGUGUAAUGAUGAGCGAACACACAGUUGGAACUCUGUUGCUAACCAAAACAGCAGCACCUACUGAGGUAAAUUAGUUCUUUUGAUGAAUUCAAACGAGACAUAUCGCAUGUUGUGAACGAGUUCCUCAUGCGCAGUAUUAAGGAUGAUUUUACGUGAUGCGGAGACGCUUAGCGUCCUAUCUGUCGCUCCACCAUGUUGUUUUUCUUCUUUUUCUCCAUAAUAGUCCACUUAAUUCUUUUUCGAAGUCCGGUUUCACUCGACAUGGAGCGCACGUCAUAUAUUAUUGAGAAAAUGGCCUCUCUCCACGCUCAGCUAAGUAAACAAACUCAACCAGUGCCACUGUUUGCAGUGAAGUGGUUAUUUUGAGUCUGUAUUUGUCACAGAGCGCUCGGCUUUGUUUGCGCUGUGACUCAUAUUCAUUUCACCAUUGUUUGUUUUAAUUCCCCCGUGCAAGCGCUGCAGUUUUCGCGUGUGUGUAUUCUGCCAUCAGGCCGUGACUGAAAGAAAAAAAAAAACAAAGAAAAGUGUUUAUUUAAGAGGAGAAGGCGACUUUUGUCGAGCCGUGACGUCAUCUGCGAAUGUAAGUGCUGUUAUUUUGUUGUUGUUGUUGGUUUGUUUUGUUUUUACGUUACCUUCGUGUGCGAGCGUUUCGUCAACCUGUAAAUAGUCAUUCUGGCGGAGAGAGAGAAAAAAACAAAGCACUCACUUUUGUCCGACCGUUUUAUUUAUUGACGAUGAAUUAUUGUGAACAAUGCUUUUAGAAGCACAUGCCGACGACUAAGGACCUCAGUUCACACCUCACAGGCUGUAAAAUAGAAUUUGUUUUUAUCUAUAAAAAGAAAAAAAAUAAAAUAAAGCCAACAAAUGGUUUACCAAUCAACGACGACGUGUCAAGAUGGACUAUUGUAGAGUAAUAAAUUGUAACAGCAUUUUAAAUAAAGUUAUAUAUUGGGGAA